Molecule: messenger RNA, 2091 nt
Organism: Talaromyces stipitatus ATCC 10500
Lineage: Eukaryota; Fungi; Ascomycota; Eurotiomycetes; Eurotiales; Trichocomaceae
Product: acetoacetyl-CoA synthase
Exons: 2
Coding region: 1-2091 (696 amino acids)
Biological process (GO): lipid metabolic process
Cellular component (GO): cytosol
Molecular function (GO): acetoacetate-CoA ligase activity
Source: RefSeq, a predicted model, not a curated record
AUGCCUUCAAUCAGCGAGGAUGUCCAGGCCGUAGAGCUAUGGCGUCCGUCCGCGCCUGAGAAAACUGAGAUGUUCAAAUUCAAGAAUUAUAUUGCGCAGAAAUACAAUCUGAAGCUGGAAAACUAUGAUGACCUCUGGCAAUGGAGUAUCUCACACCCUGCUGAUUUCUGGGAAGAAGUUUGGCACCAUACAGGUGUCAUAGCACAUACGCCCUAUUCCAAGGUUUUAGAAUCCGACUCCUUACUCUUUCCUAGGCCGCAUUUCUUCGAGGGAAGCCGUCUAAAUUUCGCCGAGAACCUUUUGUUCCCACAGAACUGCCCCGGCGACGAAGCAAUUGCUAUCAUUGGCGCUACAGAGGCAGAUCGAGAGUUUGUAUCAUGGAAAGAAUUGAGAGAACGGGUUAGAGUAUGUUCCAAUGCAAUGCGACAAAGAGGUAUAACAGUGGGAGACCGCAUUGGCGGUUUUGUUGGCAAUCACGUCGAUGCUGUGGUGAUUAUGCUGGCCACAGCCUCCAUUGGAGCCCUUUGGACAUCGAUCUCCCCGGAUACCGGUGUUCAUGCGGUCGUCGAACGUCUCCGCCAGGUACAGCCGAGAAUAUUGUUUGCAGACAAUGCCUCUCUUUACAAUGGGAAGGUUCACGGGACUGAGUCAAAAGUCGCAGAAAUCGUGAGAGAAUUACCGUGCCUGGAACAUGUCGUGAUUCUAGAAGCCAUAGCAUCGGCCGAGCUUAAUCUUGACAACGUGAAGCCCCAGAGUGGGAUAGUUGCUUGGUUCAAUGACUUUGUUCAUGAAGCGCGGAAUUCUACGACACCUCUAAAGUUCGAGUCCUUGGACGCAGACCAUCCAGUAUUCAUACUCUAUUCUUCGGGGACAACAGGUGCCCCUAAACCAAUAGUUCACGGCGCAAUUGGUACGCUUUUACAGCAUAAAAAAGAACACGUACUACACGGAGACAUCAAGCCCAGCGAUCGCCUGUUCUAUUAUACCACAACCACCUGGAUGAUGUGGCACUGGCUUGUAUCUGCACUUGCAAGUGGUGCUACUAUCGUCGUUUACGAUGGAAGUCCAUUCAGACCCUUCGACAUUGAGGGUGGUAAGGGAGAGAUGGCGAUGGCUCGGCUGAUUGAGGAGCUGGAAAUCACACAUUUCGGAACCUCUGCAAAAUAUUUAUCAAUGAUUGAGCAGGCUUCUCUAAACCCUCGCAAACAUCCUAACCGGCCUGUUCAACUAGAAAAGUUGAGGGCGAUAUUCAGUACAGCGGCACCCUUAGCACCUUCGACGUUCGAAUACAUAUAUUCAUCAUUCCACCCGAAUGUCAUGCUCGGGUCUAUUACUGGAGGCACGGAUAUCAUUUCUCUAUUUGGUGCAUCAUGUCCGAUAUUGCCAGUAUACAGAGGCGAGAUCCAGUCUCGAGGACUGGGAAUGGCUGUAGCCGCUUAUGACUACGCUGGAAACGAUAUCACGCAAUCAAACGAGCCCGGUGACUUGGUUUGUACCGUGCCAUUUCCAGCCCAGCCAGUCAUGUUCUGGCCACCUGGUCCCGAGGGAGAAGCUAAAUACAGGAAAAGCUAUUUCGAUGUCUUUGGACCUUCUGUAUGGCACCAUGGUGACUUUAUUCGGAUCAACCCUGAUACAGGCGGAUUGACAAUGCUGGGCCGAAGCGACGGCGUUCUAAAACCAGCUGGAGUCCGCUUUGGAAGUGCUGAAAUAUAUAAUGUGCUUUUGAAACACUUUUCUCAAGAGAUUGAGGAUUCCCUCUGCAUUGGACGCCGGCGUGAGGGUAUUGAUACGGACGAGACUGUUGUUCUGUUUGUGAAGCUCGUCCCAGAAGCUGUACAAGGUGGUAUCCCACCAAUGUCCCAAGAUCUAACCGCUAGGAUUCAAGCUGCUAUCCGCAAGGAACUCAGUGCACGUCAUGUACCGGGCAUUAUCGACGUGUGCCCUGGCAAUGAGAUUCCGUUGACGUCUAAUGGCAAGAAGGUUGAGAAUGCAGUGAAACAGAUACUGUGUGGAUUAAAUAUCAAGACGUCCGCCAGUGUAGCUAAUGCGGGUUGUUUAGACGGGUAUAGAAAAUGGGCUGCAGAGAAUUAG